Messenger RNA from Cuscuta epithymum, 940 nucleotides. The record is from the annotation of a GenBank genome assembly. NCBI's taxonomy places the organism in Eukaryota, Viridiplantae, Streptophyta, Magnoliopsida, Solanales, Convolvulaceae.
GAAGAGGCUGAAGAAAUAUUCGAAAAUGAGAAGGGCUUCCGCGAUACUACGUUGCUUAAUCGGUUCUUCGCCAUGUCUUACUGCUCGAUCCUCGUCACUAAUGGUGUCCUCUGCCGCCACCGUCUCAUACUCCACCGUAGCUCUCACUGAUACGCCCCAACCUCUUUUUAAUUCUACAAUCGGCUCUACUAUCGCUGUUAACUUACAAUCGCCCCACUUCCUCAACCAUUUCCGUGACUUCUCUUCUCCACCAUCCUCAGGUCCUUCAAAUAUUGUUUCAAUUGAGUCUGAAGAACAAUUUAAUACUUCGAUUCGCAAGGUUCAAGAUGAAUCAUUGCCAGCUAUAUUCUACUUCACCGCAGCUUGGUGUGGGCCAUGUAAAUUGUUAGCUCCUACAAUUGAGCAGUUAAGUGAGAAGUAUCCCCAUGUUACAACAUAUAAAGUUGACAUUGGUAAGAAGGAGCUUGGAGGUGCAUUAGACAAAUUGAACAUUCACUCUGUGCCCACGUUGCAUUUCUUCCAGAAUGGAGAAAAAGCCUCUGAAGUGAUCGGAGCUGAUGUUCAACAACUGAAAGAUACAAUGGAGACGCUGUAUAAAUGUUGAACCACCGCACUGGCUUGCACGACAUGAAUCCGACUUUCCAGUAAAAUUUAGAUCUCUGUUGUAGAGUUUUUGUUUUACGGUUGAGUUCCCGUACUUUUUAGUGAUGAUGAAACUAGAUGAUUCAAAAUUAUAGCCUCUGUUAUCAAGUUUAAGAAUGACUACAUGCCCUUUUUUACGAGUAUUUUUUAGAAGUUUCGAACUAAUAACAAAGUGAAAAGUGAGUUACAACAAAUGCUCAUUUCUUAAUCUUCAUGUCCUCAUGUACAGUAAAACCAAGACUGGGACGGGACCAAGUACAUACAAUACACACAGCUAUGAACAUACGUAGUAUAUCAC